This is a messenger RNA of Branchiostoma floridae (Florida lancelet), 4011 nucleotides long. Its product is annotated as stimulated by retinoic acid gene 6 protein-like. Gene Ontology annotation, cellular component: plasma membrane. The record is from RefSeq and is a predicted model, not a curated record. The transcript has 3 exons. Gene Ontology annotation, molecular function: signaling receptor activity; retinol transmembrane transporter activity. Gene Ontology annotation, biological process: vitamin A import into cell. Bases 248 to 2362 code for a protein of 704 amino acids. NCBI's taxonomy places the organism in Eukaryota, Metazoa, Chordata, Leptocardii, Amphioxiformes, Branchiostomatidae.
AUAUUUCUCGUCCAUUUUAGUUGUGUUUGAUGAUUGCAACAUGACACGAUCCCUACGCCUUAUUUAGUUGACGAGCUAGACCCUAUCGUGACAAAGUCGAACAUCCCAAAACGUCAAUCAAACCAUAGAAGGCAAAGGAUUGUGGGAGGCGAGCUAAUCUUCUGGCACCGAAACCCAAGUCAGUAGGGAAGUGUGUCUACUACAACCGAGUGUUCAGACGUUGGUACCGCGCUCAAAGACUGGAAACAUGACGACCAUGUACGGGCAAAAUGGGACGAACGGUUCGGACUACCAUUGCUUGAUCCGCGACGACCUGUUCCAGCACUACUCGCUCAUUCCAGCGGUCGUCAUUAUCGUGAUACUAUCGUGGAUAGAAGGGCGGAACCAGCGAGGAAAUGGAACGAAGUGUCGUUUUAGCCUCCCAGUUCCCGUGGACUUUUUCGACACUCAUUCCAACCGCUGGUCCUACGCCGUCGCGUUCGGCGUGACCACCACGGCGUGCAUCUCUCUCUUCACCGACGCCUACAGCUCCAACUACCUGCCGUCUCUUCACGACUGGCCGCUGUGGAGCCAGCUUCUGAUCGCCAUCGUGUCUGUACUCGAACUUGGCGUGAACUACUACCCCUUCUUCGCCUGUAUGGCAUGUAAGGUGCAGAUUGUGGGUGCCGUACUCGGUUUUCUGUACAGCGCGACUUGGUUCUCUGUUAAGGUAGUCUUCGAGGUCAACUGCGCGGGACCUAUAGGACAGGAUGCGUUCCAGUUCUUACGUGCGAACGGGAACGUGUUCAACAUUAUAGUCCGCCUACCAACGGUGGUAUGUCUGUUCCUCUUGGUUGCCAAGUUCGCUAUAAUGAUUGAGGGGGCAAUAGAGGAACAGGUCCGUCUGCGUAAAGGGCCCCAACAGGGGACCAUGGGCACCAGGAGGCACAAGAAGCUCAUGCACUUCCACCACAAACUACACGUGCAGAGGCUACUCGGAAAACCCCAGGAGACCCCCGAGCUGCCGUGGUAUCGCAAGAUGUGCCGACGUCAUGUUGGCGGAAUGGGCAGAUCCAAUAUGGCGAACUGCGAACUACAGUUUGAACUCGGCAAGUGCAGUUCACGGACCUUUCAUAUUUGGAGUGUAUUUUCCAGGUACCGCCCUGACCCUGCCUUCCGUUUCUCCGCCCGUGUCAUCACGACAGUGGUGGUGACCUUCCUCUGUCUGUACGAGGUCAUGGUCAUCGACCUGUUCUUUGGCAACAUUCUCUGGAACGACGUCAGGAACAUGAUCAACGCCACCAUCAACCACACCGUCGUCGUGGACAUCGACAACGAAUUCUGGGACGUCUUCAUAACGUCUUGGAACUUUACUGGGAUCUUUACAGGGUUUAUACUGUUUCUGUACCUCUUAAGAAUAUUGGCUUGCUACCGUAAGCACAUGCAGAGGCUGUAUAAGGGGGAUUACAAGUGGUUGCCUGAGUUUGAGCAGAGUAGUAGCUGGCAUGUGUUUCAGAGCCUCAAGUAUUCUGGCGCACAGAUAGCCUACAUGAUCUGGGGGUACAUUAUUAUACAGGUUAUACUGAUGUUGAUCAUUCUCAUUGGGUACGUUCUGGUAAAAAAUCCUGACUUUAUCUUAUCUAGUCUGGAGGUCUCCCUACCACCAGCGGUGGUGAGUGUUGUAGUACUUUUGGUACAGUGGUUACUGGGUAAAUUUGUGUUCUUACAGAAACCCAAAGACGAAGAAAAGCAACCCCUUGCGUUCGAACACUUUAAGGCCUACCAGAACUUUGCUUAUUUCAUGUUCUUCUUCAACAUCAUCGUUGGAUUCUUUUUCUGUUUCUCUCGAGUGAUCAUUUCGCUCAUCUUUGGUGUCUUACUGCUCUCUCGCAUAGACAGAACAGUUUUAAUGGAAGGGUUUGAACAGGCCGAUGUUGGCUAUCUGUUUUAUCUCAGCAUGGUUAGAAUCGAGGUAGCACACACACACCCAGUCAUCCUCUCAUUCUGUCAGUUACUCCUAGACACAACCUCCACAACCAAGCGAAACGGCAGAUACAGUUCCUAUGUAACAGUUCAAAGACCCCUCUAUGAAACUAAAUCGCGCUGGCGUUGGUACCUAGCGUACACCCUAGUAAGAAAUCCUCAACUGAAAGAAAUGAGAAAAAAGGUGACGAAAAGAGAGAGUGUAGAGUUGAUCAAUCCGACUGAUAGAGUACCGUGUGAGGAUACCAACUCUAUAGAAGACACAGAGAACCUGUUUGCUGGCAGUAGUGAUGAAGUCCUGAGAAAGGUGAGCUUUUACAGCGAGAGAUCAGAUUCCAUGUCUGUGGUGAAUAGAAGGCAAACAACUGAGGAGGAUGAUGUAAAGCUACUCAGCCUGUAGGAAAAAUCAUAACAUUUGAUAGAGGAGUUCUCCAGAUAUCCUGCCACCUUUCGUAUCACAAUCUGAUUACUCGUAAACAGAUGACAGAGAAAAUCAAGUCUUUAGUUAUUUAAAGGCAAUCAAAUCUCUACAGCUUGACAAAUUGGGGAUUUAGUUUGGGACAUUUUGAGCGACAUCCAUCGCUCUUCUCCUGGACGUUUCGAAUAAUGGAUGUCACUCGGAAUGCCUGGAAAUAAACCUCUGAAGUAAGCAUGUUUGCUUGUUUUGAUAGCUCAAAUGAAGUUCCACUAACGGCUCCAGCAUCUUUUCUUAAGAAUGUGCUCUUCCCACUUACUUUUGGAAGCAAACCUUUCGUUCUUAUCAAGUUGUAGAGAUUGAAUUUGCUGGUUACAUCACUCAACAUCAUCUUGGCCGAUUCGGGACUUGCACAUACAAACACCGAGACAACAAACAAAACAAACACCUGUGUUUUUAUGUAGGUAAACAAUGUAGUAGCUUAAGGGUUGUACUUUCACAGUUUGCAGUUUUUGUCACUUCAUGUGUGGUUUCAAUGCCAAGUCAGCUAAGUCUUAUCUAGUUAGUCAACUACCAUUCUACACACUGGUCUGCAUAUAGUCUGUUCAUGUUUUGAAUAUUGCUUCUACUUUUAACUUAAGCUGCUUACAGCUACAUAUUAUGUAAUAGAAGUGUUUGUAUGUGGUACUUUCCUCUGUAUUAUGGCAUUUACAAAUGCACAAUGGAACCCUGCUUCAUUUUGUAUACUGAAACCUUGACAUUUUGUAUACACAUGCCUCCUUAUGUUGAAUAGAGUAGAAGAAUGUGCUGGUAUAGUGCUUUAUGUACUUAUUUGACUUCAGCCGUAGAUCUGUUUAUAUCAUGUCAUGAUGAAACAGUUACUGGUCAGUCAAUACAGAUACAUUAAUUGUACAUAGUUUGUACUAGAACCAGAUCUUGAAUUACAAAAACUUAAAUUGUACAUUAUUUUUGCUGUCUUUGGUGUUGAAUUAAACUUUCUGUUCCUUAACCUAUUUGCUGUGUUUGCAUUGCAAUAUCAGGUAUGAGGAGGGACAUUUGACAAUUUUAAGAUUGUAUCCCGUAUUUAGGUAAAUGAUCUUAAACACAUGUACAUGUAUCAAGCAGGUUUAGAAUAAGCAAACGAGAGCGAACUAAGAAAAAAAACAUUAACCAACAAGACUCAACCAUGUAAUACUCACUCUGCUUUUUAUUUUUAUUCCCACCACUUCCUUCUUAAGUUCUGUAGGAGAUUCUCCAAAAAAGACACAGACAAGAACAGUAAUACAGUAUAUCUUUAGUACUAGGAACUGUACAAAUCUGUAAAUGUAAUUUGUAGCCAAUUCUACAUCACCAAAAUAUGAAGAACACACGUGUACACAUAGAAAAUACACAUAGCUCCUUGAGCCAUAUGAUGGUCAGUGUUAUAGACCAAUAUACCAGAACCACUAUUUGCAAGGAUACUUUGACUUGUACACUAGUAUUACAGUCAACAAAUGACAAUUUUCUGUGCCCCAGCCAAAUCAAAGGAGUAUUGAAUAUAUCAACGAUGCUAUGAGAACUUGGAAGUAAAAUUUCAGCAUCAUACUCAUGGAAGGUAUGUUGGGUAGAAGAGGCCUUUGCAGGAUACAAAAAAA